Molecule: messenger RNA, 8551 nt
Organism: Hypanus sabinus (Atlantic stingray)
Lineage: Eukaryota; Metazoa; Chordata; Chondrichthyes; Myliobatiformes; Dasyatidae
Gene: tub
Product: TUB bipartite transcription factor
Exons: 12
Coding region: 258-1637 (459 amino acids)
Biological process (GO): protein localization to cilium
Cellular component (GO): cilium
Source: RefSeq, a predicted model, not a curated record
AUGACUUAGUGCAGUUUGAAAGAUGGAUGAGAUGUGGCAGCCACAGCCAAGAUGAUUUUGAUAUUCAUCAACAUAAGCUUUUCUUAUAAAAGGUGUAACUCUGACAGGAGCAGUUUCACGUUCCAUCAGUCCCUGGACGGAAUUGCAGCGAAGGGAAGAGGCGGGUAAUUUCUGCCCUGGGCUCUGUUGGAAAAUUCCCUGGGCUCCACCUGACUUGCCCACUCCUGCAAGGUUGGAUUGCGGUGUAGCCAAGGAGAAUGGACGGAGUCAGCAGCAACAGGACCAUGUCCUACAGCAGAUGGAGUUAUGAUAGUGUACUGGAUGAUGAAGGUAGUAACCUGCGACAACAGAAGCUUGACAAACAGCGAGCCUUACUGGAACAGAAGCAGAAGAAAAAACGCCAGGAGCCGCUGAUGGUCCAGCCAAACGUGGACAGCCGAUCUCGGGCUCGGCGGAUGAAGCAGUCGGAGGAGCAGGCCCCUCUAGUCGAGUCUUAUCUGAACAGUAACAGCAGCACCAUUUAUCACGGAAUCGAUGGCCCAGCAGCUUUCCAGGAUGAUGUCCAGGAGGUGGGAAGUCAAGUUCAAAUUCUCACUGUAGGUCAGUCCAGCAAUGAAGAUGAGGAUACUGACACAGCAGCCAGUGUGCAGCAGGCCACAAAGCAGGACCUUAGAGCAACAAUGCAAAAGAAAGGCAUUUCUAGUAGCAUGAAUUUUGAUGAGGAAGAGGAUGAAGAAGAUGAAGUUAGCUCCAGCUCUUCCCAAGUGAAUUGUAAUACCAGGCCAGGCUCGGCUUCCAGUAAAAAAUCCAAUAAGGAAGCUGCCUCUGUCUCAACCCCUCCUACUGAUUCUCUAGUAAAUGUGGACGACCUCGAGGAGUUUGGGGUGAAACCAGCUCCACAAGGGAUCACCAUUAAGUGCCGAAUCACAAGGGAUAAAAAGGGGAUGGACCGUGGAAUGUACCCUACCUACUACCUCCACUUGGAAAGGGAUGAUGGCAAGAAGGUCUUCUUAUUGGCAGGAAGGAAGAGGAAGAAGAGCAAGACAUCAAAUUACCUCAUCUCUAUAGACCCCACUGACCUAUCACGUGGUGGAGAGAGCUUUAUUGGCAAACUCAGAUCAAAUCUCAUGGGCACCAAGUUUACAGUGUAUGAUAAUGGAGUGAAUCCAGAAAAAGGAACUUCAAGCUUAGAUGCAUGUAAUUUGCGUCAAGAACUAGCCGCCAUAUGUUACGAAACAAACGUUCUGGGUUUCAAGGGGCCUCGGAAGAUGAGCGUAAUCAUUCCUGGCAUGAAUAUGGAUCAUGAAAGAGUUUCCAUUAGGCCUCGCAAUGAGCAUGAAACAUUGCUGGCACGUUGGCAGAACAAAAACACAGAGAGUGUAAUCGAGCUACACAACAAAACUCCAGUAUGGAACGAUGACACACAAUCCUAUGUCCUUAAUUUUCAUGGUCGAGUUACACAGGCUUCUGUGAAGAAUUUCCAAAUUAUUCAUGAUAAUGACCCGGAUUAUAUAGUGAUGCAGUUUGGCCGAGUAGCAGAAGAUGUCUUUACCAUGGAUUACAACUACCCAAUGUGUGCACUGCAAGCAUUUGCGAUUGCUCUGUCAAGCUUCGAUAGCAAACUAGCUUGUGAAUAAUGGUGCAAUCAAAGUUCUUUCUUCAGUGUGGCAUACAUGCUUCAAGGAGAAACUUACUUUCUUUGCUUCUACAUCUUGGUUGCAAAUCACAGUAAGAUAUAAUUCAUCUUUAAUAUCAUACAUUUUUAUGUAAAAAGAUUACUAAAAUUACACCAAGGUCCUAAGUCCGAAUUUGAAUCCCAAUUUAAAUGUUUUAAUGAAACAUGGAGCUGCUUUGCAUUUUUAAUUUUUUUUUAAAAGCACACAUAAUUCUGUGCUCAGUCCAUCUGGGCCGUUUUUAAGCACUGACAGUCAUUUUGCAUGAAUCGUUGACAUGGAACAUUGUCUUUAAAAGAAAAAGAAAAAUUAAGAGGUGAAAAGGCAGCUAUAAAAUCCCGAGGGUGUUGAGUCAGACCAAGAGAGAAAGAUAAGCACAUUUUCCUUCCAAGUACUAACCUUUAUGUCAUUUCUGAAAUCUAGUCAGGUUGGUCAGAAAUGUGUGUCAUGUCUGCUGAUUCAAUGCAGUAAUAAUUUUGUUUCAGGUGAUUAAAGAUGUUAAACAUCAGGACUUAUUUUAAGAGUUAAAAAGUUUUAAGUUAUUCUAAUUAACUUCUUCAUGCUUUUUAAUUUAUUGUCUGCUUUUUUUGUCUCUUUUGGCUUGAUCUUAUUUAAAUGGUAACAUAAUUGGGAAUGAGGAAUUUCUCUACUCAUGUUGAGAGUGAGGCAGGAAGAGAGAGAGGGACUGCAUUUAAUUAUGCUGUUUGUUAUAUGUACAUUCUUAGUGCUGACACUGUUGAAAAUAUAAUUGUCCUAUUCUCUGACGGGUCAAAAUAAUACUAGAAUAGCAACAAUACAGAAAAUAAAAACAAAUAAAAGAUGUUGAAAAUCUGUUAUACUUAAUAGAACUGGAAUUCUGAAUGAAAAAGAUUGCAAAACUGGUCAAGAUUACACAUUAUAUUUCAUAAGAAGUGAAUUCUUCAAUCAAAUUUGAAAGUAGAUGAAAUUCACAAGUGAUAAUAUGCAUCCGGGUGAAUGUAGAACCGUAGUACUAAAACACAUCGAUUAUUGACACAGAGUAAAUAUUAGAUUGCGGAAAACAAAUCACAACAAGUUUGUAAGGUGGCUAGAGUGGCUGGAUUUCAGGGACACCCAGGCAAAUACAUGAAGGAAACAGAAAUAAUUUAUAAAGUCAUAAAAGUUAUAUGAAGUCAAACUGAUGAAAGUUCAUGAGAAGCAUAGAUCAUGUGGCCUGUUUCUCUGCUGAACAAUCUACAGAAUUCUAUUAAGGUUGCAUAAAUGCAGAAGCUGGAAAUCUGAAAUAAGAACAGAAAAUGCUGGAAACGUUCAGUAGGUCAGGUAGCAUCAAUGAAGAGAAGUGGUUAUUAUUUAGGUUGAAGACCCUUCAACAGAACCAGGAAAAUGUUGAUUUUAAAUUUUCAAGAAGGUGAAUAAGGUAUGGGCCACAAGAAUAUAUACAAUAGGCUGUUGGUGAAGUCAUGAUUAAUUUAACUGUUAUCAUGAUAAACUGUGGUAAAAGGCCAUUGAUGAAGCCAUUAUUGUCAUCAUAGCCUUUGUCUAAUCCAAGUUCCCCCGCCUUCUACGCAACUUAAAACUAACUUAGUUUCUCUCUUUCCCAGUAACAAAGAGUCCUCAACUUGAAAUAUUAAGUCUGUUGCAAGAUAAGGUUAAUUUCACCUAGACGAUUUCCCCAUCUUCAUCUGUAAUGACAUCAUUCAGAUAACAGGUGGCAUUGAGACAGUCUAACUGCUCAUAAUUAUCAAUUUCAUCUUCAGUCACAAUCCUAGCAAAUUGGAAACUCAGACACACCAUCCUGUUUUUAGAUUUUCUCACUUUAAAAAAAAACAUCAUUACUACCAUUGGGGAAGUGUAAAGGUUCUUUCAUGAAGCAACUACACAUCCCACCUAAUUUGACACUGUAGCAGUUAAGUGUUGGAAAUCUUAUUUAAAGUCAAACUAUAGUACAUUUGGGAUGGUGUACAUUUAAAAAAUCUUAAACCUUUUGCGUUGGCUUCAGCCAAGUUCUCAAGAUACUACUUCCCCAUCCCUUGAGUUUACCAAUCCAUUCUGACUGGAAGCCACUACCCAGGAGUCAAUCCUAGCUCCAAGGAAUUUUUUUUGCACUACAUGGGUUAACAAAAUUAAUCUCACCUUUGUUAAAGAGCCACUUAUUGACAACAUUGAAAACUAAUACCUUAUUUUUACUCAACAUAUAAAAGCCUGCAGUUUAUCAAGAUUAGCAUCAAGAUCUGUUUUCUUGCAAAAAUGUUGCAAGGGAACUUGAGGAUUUUAGACAUACCCUUGCGAGAAUCACUCAAAGGGCCACAUUAUUGGCAAAGGCCAUGUGGUACAAGAGGAAAGCAUCUUGCUUAAAACCCCCUUAAGACAGGAAUGGGCCCAAACUUGACCUUGCCAUUCUCAAUAAAAGUGUAAGAGUCUGUGUAUGUAUCUGAAAUGAGGUCCACAAAAUCAGCAACAACUCUCAUCCAGCCCAGAACUUUAACAAUAAGCCUCUCGGGCUGACCGAGUCAAAAGCUUUUUUAAAUCUAUAAAUGUGACAGCUUUCUGGUAUCUCUUGACCCCCUCCAUUAAAUUAUUUAAAAUAGCAAUAUUCUCAUUACAGCUAGGGUAGUUGUGUUAAAUCCAUUUUGAUGACAAUUUAAGACCACUACAUCGAACUUCCCCUUGGGCGAUAGUUUGGAGAAUAAUCUCAAAGUAAUUGAUCCAAUGGUCUUAGGUUGCCAGUUGUCCACAAAUUAAAAAUUUUCAUUGUCAUCAGAGUCUUAACAAGGACUGCCUGGCUAAGUUUCAUCCAUGUGGAUAUAUUACCCACUAUAAUCCAGAGGAAAACGUAGUAGCUGACUCAUUGGUGUCUACUUUGUGCACCCCAGCCAGACUCUGACGGUCUGGGCUAGCCACUUACCUCUUUUAAAACUGUAAUCAGUUCUUGAUGGGUGCUACCAGAAUUUCUGAGUAAUUUUAUAUAUUUGAUAACUCUUGCUCAGUGAAUUUGUGGAUCUGUUGACAUGGAAGAUGAUAAUGUGUUUUGCUGUGCAAAGCUCUGUCCUCUAAGUAUCUUGAGAAAUUCUCCAGGUCUGGCACUAGUAAUCUGGCAGAAGAAUUUGCUCAAUAUUGUUAAAUCUGAAAUUUGAGACCUCUCUGAUUAGUCCAUUUUAUUGCUGAAUUUAAGGAUCUGCAAAAAAAAUCUGCCGGGGAACAGAGUGUAAUGCUGUGACAUGCAUGCAGGCACCUGGGGGUGGGAGAAGUAUGCAUCGUUAAAUCAAUUACUGAUCUCUUAAAAGUAUCACAUUUUUUACUUGAACUCAAAAAUUAAAUGAGUUACCAUCAUGAACUGUGGUAAUAAUGAGUUGAUUUUAUUUUCAGGGUCUUAAAUGUUUGAGAAUUGGACAUUGGGCAUUCUAGACAGUAAUAUUGUUGGACAAAACUUGGAUACAUAUCAGGUUCUUUUACCUGCAAUUAAAAAAAAAUGAAUUUUAAAUACAUUAAUGUCUCUGUUAAAAUAUUGGAUCAACAAUUUGGUGCAAACUUUUUGAGUGCACGACAAUAAUGCAUUAUACUUAAUUCUUUGACCACAAAAUUGUAUGGAGGGGCAGCAUUUCACUUGUUACUGAAUGUGCCUAGACAUGGAUAUGGGUAUGGAUGUAAACAUCAGGUGGGCAUGUUGAAAAUAUCUGAAAUCACCACUACAAUAAACAGGUUCAAUUCUAUAAGAAAUAAAGGGAAGAAUGUGAUUAUAAUACAGAACCUCACAAGCAAUUCAUCCAUGAAGAGUGGGAGCAUUAUUUAAAUGAUACACUAAAUGUUUGAUACCUGAUAACACUCUAAUAUUGAAUAUGUAGAAGCCAUUAUCAGAAUGUUUAAAAGAGUUAUCAAAAAAUGGACAAAUGGAGACACAAAAAAAAGACUAUAGAUGCUGGAACCAGGAGCUAAAAUACAAAUUGCUGGAGCUACUCAGCAGGUCGAGCAACGUCUGUGGAGCAUUAGGACCUGAAAUGCUGACUCUGCAGAAACUGUCUCAUCAGGUCAGUUCCUGCAGCAGUUUUUAUUUGCAAAUGGUAGCGUAGUGGUUAACGCAAUGCCAUUACAGCUCGGGGCAUCAGAGUUCAAUAUCGGCGCCUUCUCUAUAAAGAGUCUCUGUGGAAUGUGGAAUCUUUCCCAUGGAAUGCGAGGGGUUUCCCUGAGUACUCUGGUUUCCUCCCACAGUUCAAAGAUGAACCAAGUAGGUUAGUUGGUCAUUGUAAGUUGUCCCAUGAUUGGAUUAGAGCUGAAUCAGGGUUGUUGGGGGUUGCUGGGGCAGUGUGUCACAAAGGGGCAGAAGGGCCUACUCCAUGCUGUAUCUCUAAAAUAAAUAAUCCAGAAAACUGUUCAGGCAAGUAUACUCACAGGGGACUGUGUAGAUAUAAAUUUCAAGUUUAAGAAUUGUAGAACAGUUUCACAAUGAUUGCAUCUUGAAUUAGUUACUGAUUUUCUCACUAAUAGCCAAUUCAUCUGUUUCUUCAUACUGAGGUAUUCAAAGUUUUCUACUCUGAUUUUAGUCCUUGUAAUAAGAUACCUUUACAUGGAGAAGUUACAGAGGAGGGAGAAAAUGCCACCUCGAGUCAUAGGCCUUCAAUCUGAAGAACAACCCUCUAUCAGCAAAGCUGAUUUUAUAUCCAAUUAGCUAACUGAUCUUAGAUUCCACAUAUUCUAACAAUACAGACCAGCCUUUCAUAUGGGAUUAUUGAUGCACCAUCAAUAACUCUCGGAGAUGUGAGGCGAGAUAUAGGCUUUUAUUGGCUGGAAGAAAGAACAAGCAGCAAGUGACCACCACACUACAUCCUGGAGACUGAGGCCGGGGCUGUGUCUCCAAUCGCCUUUAUACUGGGGUCCGCGGGAGGAGCCACAGGAGCAGUCAGCAGGGGGGCGUGUCCAGACAGGUAUAUGUAGUUCACCACAAUUAUGUAAAAGUCACAUCUGCUAAAAUCCAUGUGGACAUCAUUUAGCUUCCUGCCUUUGUCAAUCCUGUUGGUGACCAUCUCUGAAAAAACCUCAAAUUCAGGAGACCAGGGUUCCCAUGCUCAAAGGCAUGCUGACGAUCCCUGAUUAGUCUUUGCUGUUCCAAAUGCAAAUACACCUAGUCACUCAGUCCCUUUCUAUUACUUUCCCAAGACUCAUUGGCCUCUGGUUCCCUAUUUAUCUCUGCUACCCGCCUUGAAUAAAGCAUAACAGUGUCCAUCCUCCAAUCUUCCAACAGCAUUUCAUAGUGAUCCCUCUCAGUCAGCAUGUUCCUUUGUUCAUGUUACGAUGUGAGCACUAAAUUAUGAACAAGAAAAGAACUUAAUGGUAUAACUAUGGCUUAGAUGUGUUCCCCUUUGCGCAUAACAAAUUCAAUUACUUAUGUUGAACCUGAGGUGGUACCCAGCUCUUAAAUGAUUGAACAGAGCACCAAAUUAACACCCCAUUGCUCAUCACAUUAUGUAAAUUUUCUUUUAUAUCAAAUUAAGUAGAUUAUCUCCCCAGUUACUAAUCUUGUAACAUAGCACUAACAGUGCAGAAACAUGAUCUACCCAACAAGUAAAUGCUUUGUUAUAUACCAGCUUACUUCACCCUACUUAAGAAAGCAAGUCUGACAGUGCAGUGUAACCUUUGUGUUUAAUUCUCUGGAGUGGGACUUCCUGACUCAAGUAGGCGAGUGUAAUUAUAGGGCCACAGUUAGCACCUAAUAUUCAUUUUAAUCUUGUCCUUUCUGAUUGAUUGCAGAUUUACUCUUUGUGUUCUUUAUACUGCAAUAGGUCAGAAAAGAUGAAAGAUUUAGAAUACUCUCAAAAGGUUUCUGACCCAUUCUGUUUCUAUACUGUUCUCAUUUGCUUGCAGCAGCCUCAUCAGUGCAGACUUCACAGGGGAAAAAACAAGGAGAAAUGUUGGGUUUGAAUGUAGCUAAUUUGUUCAUAGAGCAAGAGAGCUCAUUUGCAAAAUGGAAAUAUAUAUUUGGGAAAUGUGAUCUUUAUAGAUAAUUAUGGCCUUGUUAAAGUGCAAGAUUUAGUAUAGAAUGCUGUCAUUUUAGUAGAUUUGUUUAACUCACUCAAAUGAAGUUAAUAUCUUCAUGUUUGUGAUACCUUUUUCACAAAUUGAGCACAUCAGCCGCUGACUUUGCUUUGGAAGGUAUUAGUGUUCAACAGUAAAACAGAGCAUGCAUGUUGUUCUGCAUGUGCAGCUUAUGCACAGUGAGAUAUGUGCUGCUACCGGCUAACAUGUAUGGAAUAUUUACUGCUGUAUUCACUGUUUUUUCAUGUAAAGAAAUCAUGUACUCAGAUGUUUUAUUUUAUGUUAUAAUUAUGAAAUAAUCAAGUGAUCAAUGUACUCCAAUGAAUUUCAUGAUAUUCUUAGGUAUCAUAACCUUGUACAGUGUGCUAAAACUUUAAGGUGAAACAAUGUGCAUAGUUGCACACCUCACUCAAGUGAAGGAUUCCUGCUUUGUCUUGUCAGAGUACGUGGCUUAUGAUUAUUUUAGGUGAGGUCUACGAGACAUGGUCUGAUUGUUAUAUCAUGAAACAUUUUUAUGUAAAACUCAUUAUAAAAACAACUCGUGUUCUGAUUCUGUGAUGUAUGUUUAAAGUUGACUUCACUUUUUAUCGAGUCAGUUGUAAUUUUAUCAUCAUGCUUCUUCUUGCAGUCUGUCUGCACUACCAGGGUACAAUUGCAUAUUUAGUAGGACUAAAGUAUCAAAUUUUAUUUGCCUAAAUAACACGUCUAAAGAAGUUAAGUACCAUCUAUUGGGAUCAGUUUGUUUAUAAGUUAAAGAUAAAUAACAGUGUUCUUUGUCAUGUAAAGAUAAUUGUUGAAUGGAGUUUUUAAAUAAAUAAUUUUGAAAAAAUGGUGUUUUAAUGGAUUACAUUAAAGUUUAUAUAUAAAAUACA